ACCAGCUGUGACUGUCGGCGAAUAACAAAGCACACCCAUAAGCCCCCCUUGUUCUUCUCUCUCUCUAAAAAACUCUUCAACUGUUAAACAUAAGAGAGAGAAAGUGUGUUUUUUUUGUACUUGGUGCUUGUUUUUUCUUAUAGCAUUGGUAACAAAGAUUGAUACUUUCAAUCUUGUUUAUUGUAGUUUCAUAGAAAAAACAUUGAGGGUCAUGCUAUUUUUGUUGCUCAUUGUAUAAAAGUGAGAAAUAUUUUUGAUGGUGUGUUGUUGAAGCAAUGUAGGAGAAGGUUUUUGAACUGUUUGAGGUUGAAAGUGAGGAUUUUGAGAAGUGGGUAAUGGUGUAAGAUUGGUUACUAAAAUUGGGUUUUGUUUUGUUUGGUGAAUUGUGUUGAAUUGAGAGUGAUGGAAUCUAAGAUGGAUCAGUAUGAGAUCAUGGAACAGAUCGGUCGUGGAGCUUUUGGUGCUGCUAUUCUUGUUAAUCAUAAAGCUGAGAAGAAAAAGUAUGUGUUGAAAAAAAUCAGGCUUGCUAGACAGACUGAAAGAUGCAGAAGAUCUGCUCAUCAAGAGAUGGCUCUUAUUGCAAGAAUCAGGCACCCUUACAUUGUUGAAUUCAAGGAGGCUUGGGUUGAGAAGGGUUGCUAUGUCUGCAUUGUCACUGGAUACUGUGAAGGUGGAGACAUGGCUGAACUGAUGAAAAAAUCAAACGGUGCUUAUUUUCCUGAGGAGAAACUCUGCAAAUGGUUCACUCAAUUACUGCUGGCAGUAGAGUAUCUUCAUUCAAACUAUGUUUUACAUCGCGACCUAAAGUGUUCCAACAUCUUUCUUACCAAGGAUCAAGAUAUUCGCCUCGGUGAUUUUGGACUUGCUAAGACACUAAAACAAGAUGAUUUGGCUUCUUCGGUGGUAGGAACUCCGAAUUACAUGUGUCCUGAACUGCUUGCAGAUAUUCCGUAUGGAUUCAAAUCUGAUAUUUGGUCAUUAGGCUGCUGUGUAUACGAGAUGGCUGCUCAUCGUCCUGCCUUUAAAGCGUUUGAUAUGGCAGGAUUGAUAAGCAAGAUAAACCGUUCCUCUAUUGGACCUUUACCUCCAUGUUAUUCUCCUUCGUUGAAAAUACUAAUAAAAGGCAUGUUGAGAAAAAGUCCCGAGCAUCGACCAACAGCAUCUGAGGUGUUGAAGCAUCCUUAUUUGCAACCUUACGUCGAUCAAUACCGUCCAUCUUUCGCUCCUCUAACAGCCUUUUCUCCUGAAAAACCGAUUUCUUCUGCCACUUAUACUAAAAGACAUAUGGCUGAAAGUCAGAACAGUACUAGUUCAAGUAGUGACAAAGACAGUUUACUGUCAAAUGAGAGAAAUAUUGAAACAACAGCGCCGAAGUGUGAUAACAAAGCCACUGAGAUGGAUAUUGCAUUGAUCGAUGAUGAUGGCUCCGAGCAAGAGGUGAUAAAAUCAUCUCAAAAUGAACAGCAUUCUAAUGUUGAAUCUAAACAGCCAAAAACAAUUAGAAAUAUAAUGAUGGCAUUGAAAGAAGGGAAAGGUAGAGAAGCAACUUCUCCGAUGAGAGGCAGUCGUCUAAAGGCUGGUGGAGUAUCAGCGCAGAAAGUAAAUACAGACAUAUCAUCUAAAUUACCUAAACCUACUUUCAUUGCUCCGAGUUUGAAGCCUAAUUUUGAGUCGCCGACUGUUCCACUUGUAAAGGCAUCCCCUGAUUCUUCAAAACGGAUAUAUGGAUCACAUCAGUCAAAACUACAGUUACUGAUGACCGAGCCCUCACCGAAAGUUAAACCGAAACAUGAUAUGACUCCACCAUCUGCUUCUAUCAAACAAGUAGAAGGGGAUGGAGUUCCUCCUAGGCCAAGACAAAGAACUCCUCCAAGCUUACUUCGGCGGCCUACUUUUCCAGGACGAAUGAGGCUGGCAGGGUUUGAUGUUCCAAAUGCAGCGAACGAUAGCGGGAAGCUAGGUCCAAGUAAUACAGACCAGGAAUCUGAGAUGAGCCAUUGUCAUUUGUUCAAUGGAAAUGUACCGCGUAUUUCUAGACCAAUUACUAGAGAACCUCACAAGGCUUUUGAAAGAAAUUCUAAAGCAAUGCAAACAGAGAGUAGUAAUUCUGCCUCGUCUUCGGUUUCUAUUCAGGGAUGUGAACUUGCUGAUGAUGCAACAACUUUUAUUGACAUGAGAGAACAUAUACUUCCUGAUCAUGACAAUGUAACAAAAAGUGUCGGUGUAGACUCACGUCCUGACAGUAGUCCGUCGACAACCUGUUCGCGUUGUACGAUGGCUGAAGAAGCGUCAGAGGAAACCUCUGAAGUCACCCUGAAUUUUCAGAAUACUAUUAGUAAUGAUGAAAAAGUGAGUUCAAAUUUAACACUUGAUCAGCCUGUUGAAAAUUCUAAGAAAAUGUUUGCUUCCGAAGAUAGUCUUCCGAGAAAUCAGACAACUGUAUCUACUGCUUCUAUAUGUGAUGAUAGAUCAGUUGAUAUACCUACUGCUUCUAUGUGUGAUAAUAGAUAUGUUGAUACAUCUACCGAAGUGGCCGAAGAAAUCGAAGGUCUUCGAGAUACUUCUAAUGAAAUGGCUUUAACCAAGUCUCUUAAACAUCCACACUCAGUUUCUGGAGAAAAGUCUAUUUGUGAAGAAGUUGGUUCGGUAAACAAACUCAAUAAUAGACCUGAAACUGUCACCGAUGAUGACAAAUUCACGGUGAAGGAGCGAUUGUCAUUGGUCUCUGAAACUGCUCCUGUAAUUACCUCUACCAAAGCAUCGAGCCAGAAAGUUUUGCAAGAGAAAGGAACUGUAACGCAGAAUCCAGCACAAGAAAGGCCAGAUACUAGUCAUCUUCCUGCAGCCUUUGAUGACGUGAUCCAUGUUAUACGCCAUAGUAGUUACCGCGUUGGGAGUGAUCAGCCGGUAAUGGAAUCGGUUGAAAUGGGAGUUCAGAAUGUCGAUGUUGGCAAGUUUAUCAAUGUUAUGAGGGAUGACAUAGAAAUGAGAAACACAAACCCUCAAAUGACUCUUAAAUCUUCGAAUUCCUCUGAAGCUGAAACCUUGAAAUCUAAUAUAUCUGAUCAGUUGGAGAUGAGAAAUACAAGCACAAGCACCCCUCCUACACUUAAAUCCUCAAGUUUCUCCGAUGCUGCAAGCUUGAAAUCAUCGAGCAUUUCUGAAAAUCCUCAAGAUGUGAGUAACACUGUUUCUUUAGUUUCGGAAUCUGAUUCAUCUGAGCACAGUAAAUGCAACAUGCCUACAACCAAAGACAAACCACCGGAAAAGGAAAUACUUGACGUGAAAUCAUUCAGGCAGAGAGCAGAAGCACUUGAAGAGCUCUUGGAAUUGUCUGCAGAGUUGCUGCAACAUAAUCGAUUGGAGGAACUUCAAGUUGUACUAAAGCCAUUUGGAAAAGAUAAGGUCUCCCCAAGGGAGACGGCGAUUUGGUUAGCAAGGAGUCUUAAGGGAAUGAUGUCCGAGGAAAAUGGAGGACGUUGUUCAUCAUGAGCUUACAGGCGUGUUCGAGGCGGGACUGACCAUAACAAACAAAAACAAAAAAAUCCAAUUGAUUCUCGACAAUUUCGGUGUGGUGAUACUUUACGGUGAAACCGUGCUCUCGGAAGCUGAGGUGCAACAACCUAUACUUUUGGUAAAGAUGAGUAACAAGAGUAUGAAGGUUGACUUGGUAACGACGAAUUCAGCGAAGUUCGUGCAUAAGGUGGUGCAAGAGAAUCUAGUUGAGGAAUGGAACAAAGGGGUGGUGAAUUUUGAUGUGAAGAUGGUUGUUAGAGUUGGAUUUGAAGCUGGAAUAUGGCCAAGCAAGGAAAAGACAUUGUGUGUUUCUUGUGGGGACUUGGAUGUGGAAUUCUAUUCUACAAAAGACACUGGAAAACUAUUGGGUAUUGGGAAGAACUGCAACAUAGUUGAAGCUAAACCAUAGUUAGUUAGUUAUUGAAGAUUGCUUAAUUAUAAGUGGAAUGUUAGCAUAAUCUAACGCUAUUUUUAGUUUUUACACACCACUACUCUUUAUCUUAUUGAAUAAAAUGUACGUGAAAUUGUUAGAAAUCAAGCGAGUGGUUAUAUUCCACAUCGACUUGAAAUGGAGAAAAUGUCGGAUAUACUAGAUAGACGGUCCGUACACCUAGUGUCUUUAGGUUUUUGGGAAAUAUGUGGUGUUAAGGUCUUGUACCAGUCCUGGACGUUUAGUUAACUGCCGCUUCUAAGACUCUGCAACAAAGAUCCUUCAAAUCA
Medicago truncatula (barrel medic) is the source of this 4236-nucleotide messenger RNA. Its product is annotated as serine/threonine-protein kinase Nek5. The record is from RefSeq and is a predicted model, not a curated record. Gene Ontology annotation, molecular function: ATP binding; protein serine/threonine kinase activity. The transcript is spliced from 15 exons. The coding region runs from base 403 to 3492 and encodes 1029 amino acids. Lineage: Eukaryota; Viridiplantae; Streptophyta; Magnoliopsida; Fabales; Fabaceae. Gene Ontology annotation, cellular component: cortical microtubule. Gene Ontology annotation, biological process: protein phosphorylation; microtubule-based process.